Messenger RNA from Linum tenue, 171 nucleotides. The record is from the annotation of a GenBank genome assembly. NCBI's taxonomy places the organism in Eukaryota, Viridiplantae, Streptophyta, Magnoliopsida, Malpighiales, Linaceae.
AUGUCUCAACUGUGCUACCGGGGGUUUUGUGGAAGUCGAAAUAAGAGAUCACUCAUUUUGGGGCGGGCUUACUACUUAGAUUCUUUCAGUAGUGUUCUGUUUCGCACCUGGCUACCCGGCUUUUACCCUGGGCACGAUAGCUGUUACACUCGAUGUGUCCUUUCUUCUUAA